Molecule: messenger RNA, 123 nt
Organism: Cylicostephanus goldi
Lineage: Eukaryota; Metazoa; Nematoda; Chromadorea; Rhabditida; Strongylidae
Source: the annotation of a GenBank genome assembly
AUGGCUACUCGCGUUUAUAUCGGUCGUCUCUCGUAUCGUGCUUCUGAACGCGAUAUCGAGCAUUUCUUCCGUGGAUACGGACGUAUUCGAGACAUUGUGCUCAAGAAUGGAUUUGGAUUUGUG